Meloidogyne enterolobii is the source of this 1326-nucleotide messenger RNA. Lineage: Eukaryota; Metazoa; Nematoda; Chromadorea; Rhabditida; Meloidogynidae. The record is from the annotation of a GenBank genome assembly.
AUGAGUUUUCAUAAAAUUGAUCGUGAUAGUAUAAAUUCUAUUACAAAUGCUCUUGAUUUUUUCCAAGUCCCACCAACAAAUGUAAGCAUUUCUUCAUCCAAAGUUUUUGAAAUUUUACCAAGUAAUCCUGUUACUGAUACACCUAUUCAUUUUAAGAUUCAUAGUAGUCAAAAUUACAUAGACCUAUCAAAAGUUUACCUGUUUACUGAAUUUCGCAUAAAAAAGGAAAGUGAAGAUGGAAAAUUGGUCAAAUUGGCUGCUACAGAUAAUGUAGCACCUAUACAGCUAAUAGGUCAGACAUUUAUAAAUAAUAUGCGAAUUACUGUAAAUGGAAGGGAAAUUUUUAAUUCAAACUCACUCUACGCCUACAAGACUUACUUUUCUCACGAAUUAUCUUAUUCGCAAGAGGCAAAAAGUUCUCAUUUGAACGCUGCAGGGUAUUUCUAUGACACGGACUUGAAACUUGAGGAUGGCUCAGCGUACAAUACAAGAAAAAAUUUAUUUUCUUCGAGUAAAACUGCACAAUUCAUUUCGAAACUUGAUGCAGAUAUAUUCAACCAACCUCUCUAUCUAAUAAAUCAUUGCGAAAUUGAUGUUGAAAUACUUCCAAAUGACAUGAAGUUUGUAUUGAUUGCUCCUCCAGUACUUGGAGUUGACCAACCAAUAACUUACAACUUUGAAAUUGUAAGCUGUAAGUUGUACGUCAAAAAGGUUGAUCUUAUGGACGGGCUCUCUCUUGAUAUUGCUAAGAAACUUGAAACUAAGCCUGCAAGAUAUUCAAUAAGAAAGACUAUGAUGAAACCACUUUUCAUAAGUCAGGGUAGAUAUGAAUUUAACGCAAACUUGUUCAUGGACCAAAUUCCCAGAAGAAUUACCCUUGGUCUAGUUGCAAACUCGGAUUAUGUAGGUACAAUAGCCAGGAGUCCUUUCAAUUUUCAACAUUUUAAUGUUAGAGAAAUUAGUAUUAUUGCCAACGGAAGACCAUACCCCCAGGCCCCCUAUGACUUUGACUAUAAAAAUGGGAGAUAUGUAAGGGCAUUUCAUGAUAUGAAUGAGGCUACUGGUCUGACAAACUCCUCUGAAAAUAAUGGAAUCACUUACCAACAGUAUGGAAAGACUCACUGUAUUUACGUUUUCAAUUUGACAAACAGUGGGGAUGAUAAUAGUGGGACUUUUGACCUAAUAAAAAAUGGGACUACAGCCAUAAACAUCAAAUUCAGUCAGCCAGUUCCAGAGGGUGGAGUCAUGCUAGUUGUUAUGGGCGAGGCGGACUCCCUUAUAAUGCUAGAUAAAAACCGGACAAUAGCAAGCGACACUACCAUUUGA